Messenger RNA from Phycomyces blakesleeanus NRRL 1555(-), 168 nucleotides. Its product is annotated as C2H2-type zinc finger transcription factor. The annotation marks the transcript as partial. The record is from RefSeq and is a predicted model, not a curated record. Gene Ontology annotation, cellular component: nucleus; cytoplasm. The transcript has a single exon. Gene Ontology annotation, molecular function: RNA polymerase II cis-regulatory region sequence-specific DNA binding. Lineage: Eukaryota; Fungi; Mucoromycota; Mucoromycetes; Mucorales; Phycomycetaceae.
CGUCCUUACAAAUGUGACUUUUGUCACAAAUCAUUCUAUCGUCUCGAACACAAGGUGCGCCAUGUUCGAACCCAUACUGGUGAAAAACCCCACGCCUGUACAUUCCCUCAAUGCGACAAAAAAUUCGCACGCUCCGAUGAACUCAAUCGACACAUUCGCGUCCACACU